Trichoderma aggressivum f. europaeum is the source of this 2973-nucleotide messenger RNA. RefSeq lists its product as uncharacterized. Lineage: Eukaryota; Fungi; Ascomycota; Sordariomycetes; Hypocreales; Hypocreaceae. Gene Ontology annotation, molecular function: histone deacetylase activity, NAD-dependent; NAD+ binding. The record is from RefSeq and is a predicted model, not a curated record. The transcript is spliced from 2 exons. Bases 1 to 2973 code for a protein of 990 amino acids. Gene Ontology annotation, cellular component: nucleus; mating-type region heterochromatin. Gene Ontology annotation, biological process: pericentric heterochromatin formation; regulation of DNA repair; negative regulation of transcription by RNA polymerase II.
AUGCCUACGCAGCACGUAGAACCCGAGUCUCAUGGCCUGUUGCAGGAGGUUGCCAACUCGCUGCUCAAGGCGCGAAAGGUGGUGGUUGUCACCGGCGCCGGCAUCAGCACCAACUCAGGCAUUCCGGACUUUCGCUCCGAGAACGGGCUCUACUCACUCAUCCAGGCUCAAUUCGACGCUGCCAGCCAGCCUACGCGAUCGACCGACCGAUUCAAGACUGACGGCGAUGGCCACGGAGACGGCGGAGAGGAGCCUCGCCCGACGAAACGUAGGAAGGUGUCGCGGGAGCCCUCUCCGGACUUGGACGAGGUCGAUCGGCAGCUCAAUGAGGACAUCAAGGCGCGCGCCGAGGCUGAGAUGCCGGCUGCGUCCAGUCGAGCCGCCGACACGCAGCAAGCCGUGGCCGCAUCGGAUCCAAACGCGUCGGCGAAUGGAUGCUUGAGCACGCCGCGUCCCAAGCCGACGACGACAUCGCCUCUAUCCUCCCCGCCGAGGGAAGAGUUUAUGCUUCCCCUGCCAUUGGCAUCAUCGUCAUUGCGAGCCGAAGAUCGUGAACGCAUCGCGGGCGUCUCUCAGAACAUAGUUUCGUCUCCUCUAUCUUCACCACCACCAGUGCUCUUUGAUCCAUUCCACCCGUCCUCUCCUUCAGAUGAAAACAUGAGCCGCCGCAGCAGCACCACGCCGUCGGAAGUCGACGAGAUGCGGGACCUGCCCAACGCCAUGCCGGCCUCGCAGGCAUCCAACCCCGGAAAGACGACCCUUCCCAACAUGAAGGGCAAGGACCUCUUUGACGCCUCGAUAUGGUCGGAUCCUACGAGAACUUCCGUCUUUUACCAGUUCGCAACGUCUCUACGGCAAAAGGUCCGCGAGGCCGAACCUACCAGCUCACACAAGUUCAUCGGCCACCUCAGGGAUCGGGGCAAGCUGGUGCGGUGCUACACGCAAAACAUUGACCAGAUUGAAGAAAAGGUUGGCCUGUCGACGUCUCUGCUGGCUGGGCCGGGCAGUCGAGGUCGGUUCUCGCGCAAGUCAACAGCAAACGCGGCACAGCUCAACAAGAUGGUGGAAGAAGUAUCAUCCAGCGGUGAAGGCGGAAACGCUGGCGAUGUUGGCGCGUCUGGCCAAUCACCACCAAACGGGUCGAGUGAGCAAACGCCUGCAGACCAGCGGCAGACAUCAUCCCAGCCCAAUGGUAAGACAGAAGAGGACGAAACUACUACUACUAGUAGCAGUAAUACUACUACACCGCCAGAUCAACAACCCAAGCCGGCCCCGAGAAAGGAGGCGCCGACGCCGCGGUCGGGUGUGGAGUGCGUCUUCUUGCAUGGCUCUCUGCAGCUUCUACGAUGCUUCCUCUGCGGGCAGGUUUGCUCUUGGGACGAUGACGACCGCGAGGUGGAGACGCUCUCCGGCCAACAGCCUGAAUGUCCUCACUGCGUUGGCGCGACGGAAGCGCGCCAGGAAAGGGGCAAGCGAGCCCUGGGCGUGGGCAAGCUGCGUCCCGACAUUGUGCUGUACGGCGAGGAGCACCCAAACGCCCACCUCAUCAGCCCCAUCGUGACGCACGAUCUCGCCCUGUACCCGGACAUGCUCUUGAUCCUGGGGACCAGCCUCCGGGUCCACGGCCUCAAGGUCAUGGUCAGGGAGUUUGCCAAGACGGUGCACAGCAAGGGCGGCAAGGUUGUCUUUGUCAACUUCACCAAGCCACCAGAGAGCUCCUGGGGGGACAUUAUCGACUACUGGAUCCAGUGGGACUGCGACGCUUGGGUGGCCGAUCUCCAGGUGCGCAUACCAAAGCUCUGGCAAGACCCGGAGCCGCCAAAGCCCAAGAAGAAGCGCGACUCGGGAGGAGGGGCCGCCGAAGAGAACCGGGAGGAGAAGAAGAAGCCUCCCGCGCAGAAUCCUGUUGCCUUGCGGGACACCAAGGUGAAUGGCGCCUACUGCACAUUGAAAAUCCUCAAAGAGCUACGAAGAAUCACGGCCACUUUGCCUCCUCCUCCGCCGUUGUCUCCCACCAUCCCCAUCAUCCUUUCUCUUCCGUCCUCUCUUUCAACUCCUCUGCCUCCGUCGUCGAAGCGCGUCCCGGCCGCCGUCGCCACGGAGGCCAACCCCAACCCCGACCCCCCGACUCCCGCUGAAGUGGCCCCCCGUGCCGCCGCCGCCGCCGCCGCUGCCAUGGAUUCUCCUACGCGAAUCAGCACGCCACGAAGCAAGGCUAAGCGACCGCGCAAGUCGGCCCCGGGAGCUCUGGAAAGGCCCAAGAGAACGCCGUCGACGCUGAAUCCCAAUCACGGCCGCUCCAAGAAACCAGUGGAGGAGGUCAAAGAACAAGAGGUGCCCGAGACGCCCGAGACGCCUAGCCAGCCGCCGGUCAGCACGGUGGAAGAGUUCAGCUCCAUCCUCCACUCUGUCAAGUCUAACCCUCGCAUUCGCAAGAGAAAGAUGAUUGACGGAGAGGAGUUUGUAUUCCCCACGAUUGGAAAGAAGCGCGGCGCGGUGGAUAGCCUGUACAAGGGCUCUGAGGAUGACAAGAAGCAACUGCCCCCUCUACGUCCGGUGCCCGAUCAAACGGCCGCAGUGGCAUCGGUACCAGCCGAAGCCGAAGCCGAAGAUGGCGUGGAGGAAGCUCUCGCUUCGAUUUCGGCCAACGUACGAGCCGCAACGGCAUUUACGCGUCCAGAAGCGUUUUACAUCCAGGACCCGCUGGUGACGCUCCUGGAAAAGGCGCCGCAGUGGAAGGCGAUGGAGGUGAAUCACGGCGAGCUUCGACGCAACAAGCGCCGCAUUUCCAAGAGGUUUCUUCCGGUCCAGGUGCAGAUGGAGACCAAGGCGCAGGCCGAAGCUAAUGCCGCGCUCGCGCUGGCCGGCCUCCGGACGAACAGUCACAUGGUGCCACAGGUUGCUCACGCGGUGCCUGGCAACGGCUAUACGGAGCUGGCCAACUGGGCGGCCACUUGGAGCUGCAAGAAGUAG